AUGAAGGUGACCUCUGGCACCGUCGACCUGCCUAAAUCACUAAGCCUCAUCGAUCACACCGCCCUGAUGCCACAACUUGAGCUUUGCGCACCUUAUUUGGCUCAAACUACACCCCAUAUACUGCUGCGCCAAACCGGCUGCAAAUCGCCUCUUCAGAAGACCGGAGAAAAUUAUUGCCAGAAAAAUUCCCCCAAAACAUCCUCACACCCGAAGACCUCGGGAUCCGCUUCCCGACUUCCGCCAAUCAAAAUAAAACAGCUCCGAGAGAAGGAUGGAAACACCACGUUAUGUGAAUCAUACAUCCAGAUAUUAUGUCAACCGUACUCUAUCCGCCUCCGACAGACACAAGAUCCUUCCCGAGACGAGCCUCCAGCCAUGGAACUGACGAAGACGAAGGCGGUCGCAGGCGGCGCCGUCGUCGUGGUGCUGAUCGUGGCCGCCGGGCUGGUCGGCCACUUCGCCACGCCGCAGACCACGUGUCAGGAGUUUCAACCACCCAGCACCACAACGGACACGCCCACCACCACCCAGGCCCCGCCCACUUUGGAGAACUACCUUCUGCCAACUUCUCUACAACCGAUUCAUUAUGACGUCAAACUUCAGCCUUUUGUCAAUGGGAACUUCAGCAUCAUGGGCCACGUUGAGAUCGAGAUGGUGGUCAGGGAGGGAACUUCAAACAUAACCCUACACAUGGCUGAUAUUACAGUGCGUGAAAACACUAUAAUGCUGAAGAACAAAGCAGACCUCAGUGCCAUACAGACGGCGGGCCACGAGUACGACGCCCCCAGAGAGUUCUUCGUCGUUCGCUUGGCCGAAGAGCUUCCCGCGGGCGCCGAGGUUGUUCUCUCCAUGGGCUUCGAAGGCUUUUUGAACGACGAACUCAGGGGCUUCUACAGGUCGACGUAUACGAAUGGCAACGGGGACCAGAUAAUGUUGGCAGCAACACAGUUCCAACCCACGGACGCGAGGAGAGCCUUCCCUUGCUUGGACGAACCUGCACUGAAAGCCACUUUUGCCGUGUCUUUGGCCCGCGAGGAACGCAUGUCCACGCUCAGCAACAUGAUGAUCAAGGCGACGGAACCUGUGGAAGGUCAGGCCGGAUGGGUGUGGGACCACUACGACACCACGGUCAAGAUGUCCACCUACCUUGUUGCUUUUGUCGUCUCGGAUUUUGAAUUCUUGAGUGCCAUGGCCGGCCAGACGAAUUUCUCUGUGUGGGCGCGCCCGGAGGCCAUGGAUCAGGCUGGCUAUUCCUUGGACGUGGGGGUGGAUUGCCUCACCUACUUCGAGUCCUACUUCAACAUCCCGUACCCCUUGCCCAAGCAGGACAUGGUCGCCCUCCCGGACUUCGCAGCAGGAGCCAUGGAGAACUGGGGCCUUAUCCUCUACAGAGAGACCGCCAUGCUGUACUCCUCCGCCGCGUCCUCGGCCUCGAACAAGCAGCGCGUGGCCGUGGUGGUGGUGCACGAGCUCGCCCACCAGUGGUUCGGAAACCUCGUGACGCCGACCUGGUGGACUGACCUCUGGCUCAACGAGGGCUUCGCGUCGUUCAUGGAGUUCAUUGGGGUUGACCACGUUGAGCCCACAUGGCGGAUGAUGGACCAGUUCGUCGUGGACACCUUACACUACGUCUUCGGAAUAGACAGCUUGGAGUCCUCGCACCCUAUCAGCAUCCCCGUGGGGCAUCCCGACGAGAUCAAUGAGAUAUUCGAUAGCAUUUCCUAUUAUAAGGGAGCUUCAAUUAUUCGCAUGAUGUACUUUUUCCUGACUGAAGCGACGUUCAAGAAAGGACUAACUACUUACCUCAACCACUUCGCUUACGACGCGGCCGCGCAGGACGACCUGUGGCAGUUCCUGACGGAGGCGGCGCACGAGGACGACACGCUGGCCGCCGACGUCAGCGUGAAGGACAUCAUGGACACGUGGACGCUGCAGACGGGCUACCCGGUCGUCAGGGUGGAGAGGGACGCGGCGGGGACGUCCGCCACGGUCACGCAGGAGCGUUUCCUCCUCCUCCCCAGCGCCUCCGGCCGCUCCGACGCCUCCUGGUGGGUGCCCCUGACGGUGACCUCCCAAGACGCCCCCGACUUCAGCCAGACGCGCCCCUCCGCCUGGCUGCCCGCGGGCGCCCCCUCGACCUCCCUCUCCGGCCUGCCCUCCGCCGACGCCUGGAUCCUCCUCAACCUGCAGCAAACCGGCUACUUCCGCGUCAACUACGACGCCAAAAAUUGGGAGCUUCUGACCAAGCAGCUGGCCGACGCCCACGAGGUCAUCCACGUCACCAACCGCGCGCAGGUCAUGGACGACGCCCUCAACCUCGCCCGCGCAGGACAGCUUCCCUACGACACGGCCCUUGGACUGACGUCCUACUUGGCGCAGGAGAAGGAAUACACGCCGUGGGAAGCCGCCAUGAGCAGUCUGUCUUACAUCGAGAAGAUGUUUACGCGGACGGCGGGUUAUGGGCCUCUGAGGGCCUAUCUCUUAGACCUCAUCACUCCGCUCUACGACGAUGUGGGCUUCGAGGACGACCUCAGCGGGCUGCACCUCGACCAGUACAAGCGCGUCUUGGCCUUGAGUUGGGCGUGCCACCUGGGCCACCCUCAGUGCGUGGCCGAGAGCCUUCAGCUAUAUAACAACCCCUUCACCCCCCCCCCCGCCAACAGCGCCGUCUCGCCGAACCUGAAGUCGACGGUGUACUGCACGGCCAUCGCGGGCGGAGGCGAGGCCGAGUGGGAGGCGGCGUGGGCGCUGUACCUCGAGGCCAACGUGGGCGCCGAGAAGGACCGGCUCCUGUCCGCCAUGGGCUGCACCAAGGAGAUCUGGCUGCUGUCGAGGUACCUCGACAUGGCCUUCACCGACGGCAGCGCCAUCCGGAGGCAGGACGCCCGCACCGUCUUCCGCGCGGUCGCCAACAACGACGUCGGGAGAUACAUCGCGUGGGACUUCCUCAGGAACAACUGGGAAGCCAUCUCCUCCUACAUGGGAGCUUUCACCUCCCUGGGCGACCUCAUCAGCUACGUAACCGCUGAAUUCAACACGAACGAGGAACUGCAGCAGCUGGAAUCCUUCUACGAGGCCAACCUGGACAACCUGGGCACCGCCACUCGAGCUUUCGAACAGGCCAUAGAAUCAACGAGGAAUAACAUUGGCUGGAUGAGCAGCAAUUAUGAGGCCAUCGUCAGCUGGCUCGAUGGAGUGGCGGAAACAAUGUGGAGAGAAUGUAAGGUGAAUGUGAAGGCGGUUAAAAUCCUGACUGGAUAUGAGGAGACGAAUAUCACUGACACAGUUGCCAACGAGGAUUUUCCGAGAACGCGAAGCAACAUUGCCAGGGAGCUUUCGUCAGUCACCUUUCAGAAGACGGAGGGGGAAUACGCAGAAUUCUCCGCUCUCCCUGAUUAA
Molecule: messenger RNA, 3399 nt
Organism: Penaeus indicus
Lineage: Eukaryota; Metazoa; Arthropoda; Malacostraca; Decapoda; Penaeidae
Product: aminopeptidase N-like
Exons: 21
Coding region: 1-3399 (1132 amino acids)
Biological process (GO): proteolysis; peptide catabolic process
Cellular component (GO): cytoplasm
Molecular function (GO): peptide binding; zinc ion binding; metalloaminopeptidase activity
Source: RefSeq, a predicted model, not a curated record